AUGGCCGACGCAAACGCCCCAGACCUCGGCGAGAAGGCCGCCGAGGCCGCCAGCGAAUUCUUCCGUGAGAUAUACGGUUAUUUCGAGACCGCCGUCUACCGCUUCUGCAAGAACUUCUAUAAAUCCUUCGCGGAUGUUAGCGUGAACCGAUGGGCCAAGGUCAUUGCAAGUGUGGUCUUCUACAUUCUCAUCCGUCCAUACAUCGAGAAGUUCUUCAAGUACCUGCACGACCGUGAGCGCCGCAAGGAGAAGGAGAAGAAGGAAGCGGAGAAGGCCAAGCUGGGCGGGAAGAAGGCCAAGGUGUCUGCCAACUCGCUGCGCGGUGGUGACAAGGGCAAGGUGCUUGGCGAGGUGGACAACACGGAUGACGAGGUCGAGGACGAUGAGGAGGACGAGCUGGCUGAAGCUAGCGGUGUCCCUGAGUGGAACAAGAUGGCUCGCAAGCGCCAGAAGAAGUACAUCAAGAACCUACAGAAGAAGGAAGGCCCCAAGGCUGAGAAGUUUACCGAGGAGGAGAUUAUGGAGUUGCUGGACUGGAGCGAGUCCGAGGGUGAGAAGAAGGCGAAAUAG
Molecule: messenger RNA, 570 nt
Organism: Penicillium cinerascens
Lineage: Eukaryota; Fungi; Ascomycota; Eurotiomycetes; Eurotiales; Aspergillaceae
Exons: 1
Coding region: 1-570 (189 amino acids)
Biological process (GO): protein transport
Source: RefSeq, a predicted model, not a curated record